UUAUCGAGUAUCGACGAGGUUCAGGUCGGAUGAAUGCAACUUAAAUGUGAAAAGAUCAGUUAAGUAUCGGAUUUAGAACCACAUAUCCAAGUGGCCUGAGUCGCAUUCGAAAAAAUCCGAUCUGUGUUGUUCAGACUGUCAGGAAAAGAUCAGAUCCGGGUUGGAUUAAGGCAAAAAAAAAAAAAAAAAAAAAAGAGUCGGAUUUGGAUCAUUGCGGUGUGAAUGUAGCAUAAAGCAGCUACAAAACUUAUUUACGACUUCUGCUGGUGGCUGAUUUGCCCGAUCAAAAAUCGACCUGAGAGUCAGGAUGAAGGGGAGAAAGCCAGACAGUUUUUGUGCAUGAAGCCCAAGGAUCCAUGAAUUUGUUCUCAAUCAACCCCCGACACAAACAUCUUUAAGUAGAUUACCCCGAGAAGACCUGUCGGGAGAAGAAGUGCACCGAUGCAGGGAGUAUAUCUGAGCAGACUGCAGAGCAGCAGGCGGCUGCUAACAAGGCUAACUGCUGAUUAAGGUCAGCGGUGAUGCAGCACAGAGACAGGGUGACUAAUAGAUGUCAAACAGCGCCUCGGCCGUCAUCCAUCAACCCCAUACAGCCCUGAUCUUUGUUUAAAUCAGGAUAUAAGACUCGUGAAAUUGAUUCCAUAAAAAAAAUGCACUUUGAAACUUAUAGAGACAACAAGCCGCAGAGCUCUCUGAUCCUGUUCAGGUGUAAACCUGAACUUCCCCUCAGUUUGAGUCCAGUCAUGUGACCUGCAAGCCAGACUGAACAUGUGGCGUCCCACACAGAGAGAGGACUAAUGAGCAGGAGCUUCCAGACAGGAAACCCACUUUUAGCUGGGAUCUCCCUGACACGUGUGGGAAACCUGCUAUCGUUUUCAUCAAUUGGUCUGAAAUAUGAGGAGGCCAAAUAUAUUCACCAGAGGAGAGUCAACGUGAGGAAAACUCUGAUCACGUCUGACAGAGAUUCAAAGAAAUUACCUCAUGGAUGCGUGGGAGCAGUGGGCUGAGAGCUGCAGCGAUGAAGAAGGCAGCGACUCAGAGGACUUCCUGUGUGGAAACCAAGAGAGCUGUGCCACUGACCUUUAUCACCAGCUGAAUGCAGACAUGGCAUCCGUCCGGUCUUUGUACUCAGAUGCUGCCGUCUCUGUCAGGGAAUACCCAUCAAUUGGUGGCAUGGAUGUGGAGCUGAACAUUAACCCCAACAUUGUGGAUGUGGAAGUGGCUAAAGCCUGGAGGAUUAAUCCAUCAGAGCCGAUCAUCAUCCGGCUGCACUUCUUCCCUUCUCAGUAUCUGGACGGACCCGCUCCCUCUGUGGAUGUUUUCCAACCAUCCAAUAUUGAUGAUUUCAGUAUAGGAAGACAACUGCAAAAUAUUCUUAGAGUCUUCAUAUCUCAGGAGUGGAAACAUCUGACCAACGACAGCCCUGUUGUCCAGAGAAAGAGCAGACACAACUGGUACCGACCCAGCGGCACCAUCAAGAAGUUCAGCGCUCGAUUCAGCGUUUGGUUACCACCUUCAAAGCCAAAUGAGAUGCAGGAACCGACUGGCAAAGAAAGGAAUGCAAUGAAACAUAAUCACUUCACCAGUCAAACAACUUCUUAUGACAUAAAGAACUCAACGGGAGAACUGUUCACUUACACAGCUGGAGGAAAGAGAGUGAUGGUCUCAGCUGUCAAAUCUUCAGCACAUCUGAGCACCAAACAGCUGGUGGAGCUGCUGUUCACCUCCCAGGCCAUCAAACACUGUAAAAGCACGCCGACCCUCCAGCACGGCUUCUUAGUACAGAUAAUGAGGUACGCUGAGCAGAGAAUCCCAACGCUGAAUGAAUACUGCGUUGUUUGUGACGAGCGGCAUGUUUUCCAAAAUGGGCCGAUGCUUAAGACUGCAGUUUGCACCAGGGAGCUUUGCGUAUUUUCCUAUCACACGCUGGGAGUUAUGUCUGGAGCUACAGAAGAGGUCGCGACUGGUGCAGAGGUGAUCGACCUGCUGGUGGCCAUGUGCAGAGCUGCCCUUCAGUCGUCCCGAAAAAGCAUCAUAUUUGAACCGUACCCCUCCGUUGUUGAUCCGUGCAACCCCAAAACUCUGGCCUUUAGCCCCAAGAGGAAGAGUUAUGAAAGGCUGCAGAAAGCUCUGGAUGGUGUGUUGCUAAUCAGGAGGAUGGCUCAGGGUCCAUAUUCUGAGAUAAAGAAGCAAAUGGACAAGAUAGACCCCCUCUCUCAUCCUUUACUACAAUGGAUUUUAGCAAGCAACAGAUCACACAUCGUCAAGCUUCCACUCAACAAGCAUCUGAGGUUUAUGCGCACACCCCAUCAGUUCCUGCUGGUCAGCGCUCCUCCGUCCAAGGAGGUUCGCUUUCAAACUGCCAGGAAAUUAUACGGCAGCACUUUUGCUUUUCACGGUUCUCACAUUGAAAACUGGCACUCCAUCUUGAGGAAAGGCUUAAUCAAUGCGUCGUACACAAAAUUACAGCUUCAUGGAGCUGUUUAUGGUAAAGGCAUCUAUCUGAGUCCCAUUUCAAACAUAUCUUUUGAAUAUUCGCACAUGGGAAAAAGUCAACACCAAAUACCAACCAGAGAGGAACUCAAAAAGAAAUACAACCGGAUAAAUAAAAUCAAACAGGAGGAACCAGGACAACCAAGGUUUCUGCAAAGCAGUAAUCUGAGCUGCAUAGCACUUUGUGAAGUGAUAACCUCAAAGGCUCUUCAGAAGCACGGAAACAUUUGGGUUUGUCCGGUGUCCGAUCAUGUGUGUACACGCUUCCUCUUUGUGUAUGAAAACGGUCAGGUGGGAGACGUGCACAUCAACACCCAAGAUGCACAAAUCCAGACGGAAAUUUUACAAGCAACUGGUUCAAAGCCAAGCUGAGAAAGCCCUAGUGCACAUGCCUUCUGGUGAACCUACACACAUCUACUGGAAACCAGAAUAACUUUAGUAGUUAAGCUGUAAACGGCAAAUAUUUUAUAUUUUCAUAUAUAUUUUUACAGUAUUUCAUUACUGUGUUUGACAGAUCCUAUUUUUU
Xiphophorus couchianus (Monterrey platyfish) is the source of this 3019-nucleotide messenger RNA. RefSeq names its product protein mono-ADP-ribosyltransferase PARP6-like. The transcript has 23 exons. Lineage: Eukaryota; Metazoa; Chordata; Actinopteri; Cyprinodontiformes; Poeciliidae. Gene Ontology annotation, molecular function: NAD+ poly-ADP-ribosyltransferase activity. The coding region runs from base 982 to 2865 and encodes 627 amino acids. The record is from RefSeq and is a predicted model, not a curated record.